CCUACUCCUAGGUCAAAGUUCGAUCGGACGUAGUUUUAGUCCAGGUGUAUAGAGGCUGUUAGUCGCUUGUAGAAGUCGUUGCUCCAGAUCGACCGAGUGCGGUGAUAACGAGCUUAUCGAUACGACACGAGCAGUAUCAGCAUACAUCCCCGAAGUUUGAAUUACAGCUACGGUACGACAAUGUCGGAUACAGCAAUGGCUGAUGUUGAGGUUGAGGCUCCCACUACAGUCGUGGAGGAGCAAGAGCCGCCUAUGCCGCUCUUCAACCCCCUCGCGAUGAACCUCGCUGUCGCACUUUCCAGCAUCGCCCCCAUCAUUCCCGCCGAAGCACACGCAAUCCUCGCAAACCCCGCGACACCUACCGCGCAAUACCUCGACACCCUCUCCCUUCUCGCGCUCGAUCCGCGCUUCACACUCCACAUCCUGGCCGCAUACCGCCCCAUCUUCCCCGACCUUGUUGCACGUUGGCACCAAGCCGUCGAGACACGCGUCGAGGAUCUUGCGUGUGCGUUUGGUCGUGUGUUGGCGAUAGCUCCACAUGUUGCCGAGUACGCUGUUGAGUACCUCCAUUGUGGUUCCUCAUUCCUCCGCUCCUUGACUGGAGUUACGUCAAAGUCGACGGAUGAGGAAGUUACGGAGUGCGACGCGGAACGUACGAAGGAGUUGUUGCUCGCUGCGUAUAGGCUUGUGAGGUUCAAGAAGGAUGCGUUUUUGGGAUUGGUGGACGUUUCUACCAUGUUUGCGUUGUUUAGGCAUCCUUCGCUCCCCGUCCGGGCUCUUGCGAUUGAGUUGUGGUGUAUCACCCUUUCCGCUGCAGAUGCUGCGCGUUUGGAGAUGAUUCGUGCGCAUCUCGGUGAGGGGGCGGUUACGGGAUCUUGGGAGGGUACGGAAGAUAUGGAUUACGGGUUUAUCUCGUAUAUGGAAGACAGGAGGGAAAAGAUGGAGCAAGUAAAGUACAUGAACCAGGACUACUUAACGGAAAACACGGACGCCCAGCCCCGCGUUCUGAAGGAAGAGGAUUUGAGCCCCUUCACAGUUAAUUUGUCGGGGAUUUUGUUGCCGAGGUUUAGGGAUGUUGGACCCCAGAGCACUCCAGUUGUUUUGACGCCGACCACGAAGAGGAAUGUCGCGGCGAUCGCGAAGGCUCUGUUGGGUCGCGCACCCAUCUUGCUUACAGGGUUGUCGGGAAGUGGAAAGACUUUCUUGAUUGAAUCAAUUGCGCACGCACUCGGUCGCGCUGAAGACCUCGUCCGCAUUCAUUUGGGUGACCAAACUGAUGCGAAACUUUUGUUGGGAACUUAUGUUACCUCCAACACCCCUGGUGAAUUCACCUGGCAGCCUGGAGUGUUGACCAAAGCCGUCCGAGAGGGAAAGUGGAUCCUUGUCGAGGACGUCGAUAAGGCUCCUGCGGAGGUUUUGAGUGUUCUCCUGCCUUUGAUGGAGAGAGGCGAGAUUGGGAUUCCGUCGAGGGGGGAGACGGUCAAAGCUGGACGUGGGUUCAGGAUGAUUGCGACCAAAACUCUUCCGGAGAGUUAUGGACGGAGAAAGAAGCACCUCGAAGCCGAGACCGAAAGCGGCAUUGGAGGGCAUUUGUGGGAGAGGGUCGUGAUUGAGCUCGCGCCUGAGGAUGAGUUGUUGGAGAUCGUGGCGAAGAGGUUUCCUGUCUUGGCUACGAUUGCGGAACGGAUCGUUGAUGUGUAUAAAGCUGUGCGGGAGACGUAUCGUGACCCUGCGUUCUUUAUGAUGUCCAAGACGUCCCUUGGACGGGCUGUUACGACGAGAGAUUUGGUCAAGUGGUGUACCCGCAUCACUGCACUGUAUGCUAGCGCUGGCAUCACGAAUCCUGAUGCGCCCGUUAGUCAGGGAUUACAGGAUUAUAUCUUUGCGGAGGCUGUUGAUUGUUUCGGUGGUAUGAUUCACACGAUCGAUGGUCGCGAAUACCUUGUCUCGAGGAUUGGGACUGAGCUUGAGGUACCGCCUGAGCGUGUUCAGUUGUUUUUGCGUGCGCAUGUUCCACGUCACGCCGAGGAUGAGGAGACGCUUCAGGUUGGAAGGGCUGUGAUGAGGAAGAAUGUUGCUGCCGCGCAGGCGAUUUCGAGGAGGAAGAGACGCCCGUUUGCGACGACGGGGCAUGCGUUGAGGUUGUUGGAGCAGCUUGGUGUUGCGGUUACGUUGUCUGAGCCUGUUCUCCUUGUCGGUGAGACAGGUACGGGUAAGACUACCAUUGUACAGCAGCUCGCCGAUACCCUCGGGCAUAAUUUGGUUGCGAUUAACUUGUCGCAACAGACUGAGUCGGGCGAUUUGUUGGGUGGGUAUAAGCCCAUCGACGCCAAGAUCCUUGCAGUCCCGUUGAAGGAAAGCUUUGAUGUGAUCUUUGAGAGGACGUUCUCGAUGAAGAAGAAUGCGAGGUUCAUGGAGGUCGUCAAUAAAGUCUAUGGUGCGCAGGAGUGGAACAAGCUCGUCAGGCUAUUCCACGAGUCGGUCAAGUUGGCUGAGCAGAGACUCGCUACGCUUAAUGCUCCCUCCGAGGAACCCACUAAGAAGAAGAGAAAGGUCGAUCCGGAGCUUGUGGGGCUUUGGGAUCAGUUUGCGAAGGAUGUAGCCAACUUUGAGGUUCAGCAGAGUCAGAUUAGCAAGUCUUUUGCGUUCUCGUUCGUUGAGGGAUCGUUGAUCAAGGCUGUUAGGAAUGGUGAUUGGCUUUUGCUGGAUGAGAUUAAUUUGGCUGCUGCUGAUACGCUCGAGUCCAUCUCUGGGUUGCUUCAGGAGGGCGGUGGGUCGAUUAUGUUGUCCGAGAAGGGUGACAUUGAGCCUAUUAAGCCCCACCCCGAGUUCCGCAUUUUUGCGAAUAUGAACCCUGCUACUGAUGUCGGUAAGAGGGAUUUGCCGAGUGGAUUGAGAAGCAGGUUUACCGAGUUGUAUGUUCACUCGCCUGAUACCAACAUGGAUGAUUUGUUGGCGAUUAUCAGGAAGUACAUUGCCCAUUUGUCGAUUGGUGAUGACCGUGCUGCGCAUGAUGUCGCGCAAUUGUAUAUGAAGGCUAAGGAGCUCAGCGAGAGUAACCGAUUGGUCGACGGUGCGAACCAGAAGCCGCACUUUAGUAUUCGUACGCUUGCGCGGACGUUGACGUAUGUUGGUGAUAUUGCGCCGGUGUACGGUCUUCGCAGGAGUUUGUACGAGGGAUUCUGUAUGUCUUGCUUGACGUUGCUUGAUAAGGCUUCUGAGGCUGUUUUGAGGCCUAUUAUUGAGCAGUACACGUUGUCUGGUGUCAAGAAUGUCAAGUCGGUUAUCUCGCAGAUUCCGAGGAGACCGACGGAGGGUGAUUAUGUUCAGUUCAACCACUACUGGAUGCAUCAAGGACAGUAUCCUGUUCAAGAGGAGUUGCAUUAUAUCAUCACUCCGUUUGUCGAAAAGAACAUGCUUAACCUCGUUCGCGCGACAGCGACCCGGAGGUUCCCGGUCUUGAUUCAGGGCCCGACGUCCAGCGGUAAGACGUCUAUGGUUGAGUACCUCGCCAAGAAGACCGGACACAGGUUCGUGCGUAUCAACAACCACGAGCAUACGGACUUGCAAGAGUACCUUGGGUCUUAUGUCUCCGACAAUGAGGGUCAGUUGAAAUUCCAAGAGGGUCUCUUAGUGGAGGCUGUCAGGAAGGGUUACUGGAUUGUGCUUGAUGAGUUGAAUUUGGCGCCUUCGGAUGUUCUUGAGGCGCUUAACCGUUUGCUCGAUGACAACAGGGAGUUGCUCAUCCCCGAAACCCAGGAGGUCGUCAAGCCACACCCUCACUUCAUGCUUUUCGCUACUCAAAACCCCCCGGGUCUUUAUGGUGGACGUAAGGUCCUUUCUCGCGCGUUCCGCAACCGUUUCUUGGAGUUGCAUUUCGACGACAUUCCAGAGAGCGAAUUGGAGGAGAUUCUGUGCAAGCGCUGUCAGAUCGCUCCUUCUUAUUGUGCCAGGAUUGUCGAGGUCUACAAGCAGUUGGCUAUCCGUCGUCAGUCAACCAGGUUGCUUGAGCAGAAGAACAGUUUUGCGACGUUGCGUGAUUUGUUUCGUUGGGCUGGUCGUGAAGCCAUUGGAUAUCAGCAGUUGGCUGAGAAUGGAUACAUGCUCCUGGCUGAGCGUGUCCGCAAGGAUGAAGAGAAGGUCAUCGUUAAGGAAGUCCUUGAAAAGGUUAUGAAGGUCAAGAUCGACGAGGCCGCCCUCUACAAUGUCGCGGCGUUGCCCGAGUAUGAGCUGUAUGCAUCGAAGUCCUUGUCCCAGGGCGUGGUUUGGACUAAAGCGAUGCGGAGAUUAUAUACCCUUGUAUCUCAUUCUUUGCGGUGGAAUGAGCCUGUCUUGCUUGUUGGAGAGACUGGAUGUGGUAAGACCACUGUUUGUCAGAUGUUGUCGGAUGCGUUCGCCAAGGAAUUGCACAUCAUCAACGCACAUCAGAACACGGAAACCGGCGAUAUCAUCGGUGCUCAGCGCCCGGUCAGGAACCGGGCUGCAAUGCAGACGCAGCUUACGAAGGACCUGUUAAGAUUCUUUGCACAAUAUGCCCCGGAGCUGCAAUUUGACGCUGACGCUGCUCCGACCGAACUGGUAUCGGCGUUUCAGGGCUUGGAUCUUGCCGGUCCUAUAUUCUCAUUGCCAGAAUGUACAGCAGCCAUUGCACGAAUCGAAGACGGCAUUCGCCGAGUCAAGGUGUUAUUCGAGUGGAGUGACGGUACCCUCAUCACCGCACUGAAGCAAGGUGAUCUCUUCCUUCUGGAUGAAAUCUCACUUGCCGAUGAUUCUGUCCUUGAAAGACUCAACUCUGUCUUGGAACCUGCUCGUACUAUCACUUUGGCGGAGAAGGGCACCGAUGCAAGCAUCGUGACGGCAACUCAAGGUUUCCAGUUCUUUGCCACCAUGAACCCCGGAGGUGAUUAUGGAAAGAAGGAGCUGUCCCCAGCUUUGAGAAACCGUUUCACAGAAAUUUGGGUGCCGACUAUGGGUGACCCUGAAGAUGUCCUCCAGAUCGUUGCUGGUCGGUUGAAUGAUAAUGUGCGCAGCUUCGCACCUAAGAUGGUGGAGUUCGCCGACUGGUUCGGCAGAACAUUCGCUAUUGGUGCAUCUGCAUCCACUAUCUCCAUCCGUGACAUCCUGGCGUGGAUUGGAUUUAUGAACAAUGCGUCGAAGUCUAUCGACGAUGUGCUUGCACUCUUCCACGGUGCUUGCAUGGUCUUUGUGGACGGUCUCGGCUCCAAUGCGUCAUCUGGGUUGGGAGUUGACCCUCAAGGUCUUCAGCGGGAGAAGUUGAAGUGUGUUAACAAGUUGUCUGAUAUCCUUGGUGCGGACUUGGUCGCUGAGUACAAUCGUCGUUACCCAGUUCAUGUUACCGUUGAGGUGUUCGGUUUAGGACCGUUCGUCAUCCCUCGCGGUGAGCAUGGCUACAUGAACAUGUCGUUCAACUUGCAGGCCCCCACUACCGCUGCGAACGCCAUGCGAGUUUUGCGUGCUCUGCAAGUGCGGAAGCCUGUCUUAUUGGAAGGCAGUCCUGGUGUUGGUAAGACCAGUCUUGUGUCCGCCGUUGCUGCAGCCGCCCAACAGCCAUUGACUCGUAUCAAUUUCUCCGAGCAGACCGAUCUUAUGGAUUUGUUCGGUUCUGAUGUUCCGGUGGAAGGUGGUCAAAGUGGUGAGUUCGCAUGGCGAGACGCACCGUUCUUGCGUGCCAUGCAACAGGGUCAUUGGGUUCUUCUUGAUGAGAUGAACUUGGCUUCUCAGUCUGUCUUGGAAGGACUGAACGCUUGUCUGGAUCACCGUGGUGAGGCCUAUAUUCCCGAGUUGGACAGGUCUUUCACGUGUCAUCCUAACUUCCGGGUGUUUGCGGCGCAGAAUCCCGUUUCCAUGGGUGGAGCUCGUAAAGGUUUGCCAAAAUCUUUUGUCAACCGCUUCACACAAGUGUAUGUCGAUACUUUGACUGAUGAAGAUAUGCUUCUGAUUUGUCAGCAUCUCUUUCCUGCUGCCGAUGCUGAAACCGUGAGCAAGCUUAUUCGCUUCGUGUUCCGGUUGCAAGAAGAAACUGUCAUUAAGCGUUCUUUCGCACAAGCGGGAAGUCCAUGGGAAUUCAACUUGCGUGAUACUUGUCGCUGGUUGGAGCUUCUCAGCACCUCAACUGGUUUGACUCAAGGAUGCGAGCCUCAUGAGUACUUAGACGUGAUCGUCAAACAGAGACUCCGCACCGAGAACGACAAACACCGUGUUGACGACUUAUAUGAGGAGGUGUUCGGUUUCAGACCUCCUACCCGUAGCACUCAUUACCAGAUCACGGACUCGUUCUUUCAGGUUGGUCACUCACUCCUCUCCCGGGAGAAGAAGUCACAGCCGUGUUUCCUUGACACUUCCACAAUCAUGCAGAGUCAGCUCCUUCCUCUAGAGCUGAUGAUGACUUGCGUCCAACAAGCGUAUCCGUGUAUCGUCAUUGGUCCUACACGCUCCGGCAAGACAACCUUGGUGAGGCUCUUGGCUGGCCUGACAGGUGCCACCUUGGAUGAGCUGGCGAUGAAUAGUGACAUUGAUACUAUGGACAUCCUUGGUGGAUUUGAGCAGAUGGACAUCAUCCGCAAGUCUUCCGGUUUGUUCCAGGCUGCGUAUCAAUGGGCCUCAAUGCUCUUGAUUGAUUUUGCGACGUCGCAGUUGACAGUGAGUUCCCAAGGUGAUCUUGUGGAGCAUGUUUUCACCUUAUGUGCAACGACGCUUUCGGGCUCAGUUGGCGACGUCCAAGUUCUGGCGAACUUGCACAUCCUUAAGGAAGCUUUGCAUCUUUUGCAACAGACCUUCCCCGAUGAAGCAGAGCUGAUGUCUUUGGUGACCCGGACUGAUGCCGUUUUGUCCGGCACACAAGGACCGACUGUGGCGCGCUUCGAAUGGGUUGAUGGUUUGUUGAUGCGCGCAGUGGAGGAGGGGCGUUGGUUGAUCCUUGAUAAUGCUAACCUCUGCAGUGCUUCAGUCCUUGAUCGUUUGAACGGUCUGCUUGAGACUAACGGAACUUUGAUAGUGAACGAACGCAGCAUGCCUGAUGGGUCGCCCAAGGUUGUUAAACCUCAUCCGAACUUCCGUCUCUUCAUGACCAUGGAUGCUCGUAACGGUGAGCUGUCCCGUGCAAUGAGAAACAGAGGUGUCGAGGUUUUCCUUGGACCGGUCGACAAAACUUCCACUCCUCAGGAUUGCCUACAGCAGUUGCGCCUUGCCGGCAUCGUUCCAAGUCUUGACGAACGCCAUGACGCGAUUCGUCGUGCCCAGGAACAUGCUCGCGCCGCUCAAAUCGGUUCUCCUAUGUGUGACAUUGUGACCAAUUCUUCCAUCACUGGCGGACGAGGGUCUGCUACGGACUCAGCCGCCAAUUUGAUCCGCACUUUUGACCUAGUGUUGAGAGACUCUCAAGCAAGCAGUCUUUCCCCCAAUGUGAUGAACUAUCUCCUUCGUGUGAUUGUUGACUACGUUCCUCUUCACCUCCGGUCGACUCUGUUUCGUUGGUUGGUGUUGGUUAUCAAGUUCGCCGAUUCCACCGAGGAUUUCAAUACAACCAUCCAUGAACUUCAUCACAGGUUUGCGUCUCUUCAGCAGCAUCCCAUCGUGCAUACCAUCAUGCGUUUAUAUGUUGCAAUUACUGGCCGUUUGAGCUUACAGGAUUCUUUUGCGGCAGCACAGACAAUUUACCCUAUGAACAAUUCAUAUUUGGUCCCUUCGUCUUCCGCUGUAGCAUCUGAUACUGGUCUUGCCGUUGCAUCCUCUCUUGCCAGCUCUUAUGAUGUUCUCGACCGCCUUGUUCGUAUGGAGGAAAUCAUGUCGCGUGUAUCCCAGCGGUCUCUUUCACUGAAGCCAUCCGCGAUGACCUUCUUGGAGCUCUCCGCUGCGACGGCGAAUGGCCGCGAAGUGGGUGAUCAAGGGCGCUCAUCGGAAGCGGUGUUCCCACUUCUGACUGCCAACAUGACCGGUCUUGCAACGUGGCUCUCUGCCAUCCCCGACAACGGGGAUUCAUUGGUCGUUGCUGAAAAGCUUGUCGAGUUCGUCGAGAUCCUCGAAGAUAUAAUUGCUUUGACCAACACCACCGAUUUCGACACCAGCUACUUCCAUGUUUACCGGAGUCUCCUGGAAGAAUGGCUCGAGGCGAACACCUCUCUUCUUCCAUCGGCCCUGUUCGAAACCUUCCGAGGGGCUCUCUUACGCUUGAGUGAUUCUUUGAUUAUGACAACUGGCAGAUCCAUGGAAGUCAUGUGGAAAACGAUGCACCCAGCUGUUCCAUCCUCAGCGGAGGCCUGGUCUGUAUUCAACGAUUUGUCCAGUCUCAUUGAGCGCUUCGAUUCGUUGGCUAAGCACACCCAUAAGCUGGGGAACGUUGAGAGCAUCGUCGAGAUAAAACACACUUUUCUACUUGUGAUGGCCGACAUGUUGUCCAGCGAUACGCUACCCUCAGCCGUUAUGGCCAGCGCGCAGCCUUUGCGGGACAUCCUUGCUCAAUUGGAGCAGAUUGAGGCGGCCCAGUCCGGGGCAAUUGAUAAGAGCUUGCAUCAGAUUACUAGCUGGUUGCUUGCAAGUAAACAACUACGUCUUAUCUCCUCGUCCCAGUCCGGUUUGUCGAGCAGCUUCGAAGGCCUUCCCAACUUGAGGGAGAUUUUGCAUUUGGCGCACCAUGCGAAUACACCUACUUUGCGUCUUCUACCUUACGCCCUGUUAUCCUCAAAGGCAAUACAGCCUCAUCAGCGGGCGGUCUUUGUGAGUCUCCUGCAUGACUUACUUGAGGGACUCAACCCUGCUGAUGAUGGCGAAGAUGCCACGAGGGGUCCAGCAUCAUUCCUGAGUGGCGACGUCACCAAGGCUGUGUUCAAAGCGCUUAAGGAAGUUCGCAAAUCCGAAACGGGACAGGUGGAUCAACGUGCACAGGAGUUCAAGGAUUUCAGUCAGCAUCUCUCCCGUCAUGCGGCAGACAUGACGGCCGACAAAGUGGAUCAGUUCCUGUCAGUCCUCGUGGGCGAGUUCCUUGAUUUGAUCACAAUUCAUCGUCAGCAUUACGAUGCAGUCCAAGUCUCAAGUAUCGAGGAAUUCCUCGACGUUGUUCGCAGUAGCUUGGAUUCACACGCAAACGCGGUCGACCUUGAUGUCUUGUGUGCUCAGGCAAUUUCCGACCUACGCUCAUUUUGCACCGAUAUCCAGCUUCCAGCUGCUACUGAUUAUCUUUCAGAUGCGCUGACCGAAAUCGCGAAGACCGUCCAGUGGGCUACUGAAUCGGUUUCGGAGCGGUUGGUGUCUUGCGGUAAAGCAUGGGCUUCAUUUGCUGCAGGCUGUCUUUACCUCUACGUGCCUAAUGUACCCUUCGAUCCUGCGAUUGCGCCCCGCAUCAAGUAUGAGAGGUGGCUCAAGCAACGGGAUGGUCUCAGCUCUUACCUGUCCGCCCUGCUGUUCUUCGGCGACCGCUUCACCGGUAACGUGGCCGAGCCUCGUCUUAUUGAUCUACAAAACAAGCUUCAGGCGAAGAGUGCACCUCCGCAAGGCAGUGUAUCUAACAUCGUGCGUCCUCCUAAGUCGCAAAUGGGAACUCUGCACCGGGAGUUGUCUCAGUUCAUGUCCUCCGUCUUGGAUAACGGUCAUUUGAGACAACUUAUCAACGAUCUGGACUCAGAGUCGAAUAACGCCGUGUCUCAGGAGAAGCUCUUCCAGCAGACAUGGACGCGCUUCUCGCAGCGCCUCCGCUCCGCUUAUCCCAUGUACAAAGACAUGCUUGAGCCGUUGCUUGGUUUCAUCGCCAAUUUGAAGUUCGGCCUUUCAACCCUUGCGGAAGGUGUUCUCAUCCGUCAGGUUGCCGACGCCUCCGAGCGCACAGAGCUCCUCGCCCAGCUCGUCAGUAUCCCGGCUCUAGCUGGGGAACUUCCUGAUGUCGAGAAGGUUUCGAGGGUCUUGCAUUGCGCCACGGAUAUUGGCGCACCCAAGUACUUCGUGGAGAAAUUGAUGGUGUUCGUUGUCUCGCAGUUAGAGUUCCAUUCUCGUCUCAAGGGCAAUUUGACAGCAUCUGACGCAGAACUUAUGGAAUUCAUCUUCCGCCGAUUUUACCAACAAUGGUCCCUGGAACGGAAGAAGCAGCUGGAAGAAAAUGAAGCAGAUGCUAGCCUCUACAGGCACAAGAAUACUGAACGCACCGAAGAGGAGCUUGAGGAGGAGUACAAGUUGAUGUUCCCUGACUACGAGGAUGUCGGUAUGACAACAACUUUGUCGUCAAGAAGCGGAAAGUCCGAUCGUGACAUGCGCAGUAACAUGCAUUCCGACCUUAUGGACAUCCAUGCCAAGCUCAUGCUUGACGUUCGCCAACGCUCCCUGGGUGCUUCCGUUGCCAGCCUGGCCACCCUGCUCGAACAAGGUCAACAGCUCGCCAGCGAUUUAUCGGAGGCGGACGUCUUACCAGUGUCUGAUGCUUCGGUCAGCAUGGCUUUGCCAUCACAAGUUCUUGCUGCUCAGAGUUCUCUUGCUUGGCUUAACGGAGUUAGUAGGGACGAAUCAUCGGAGGCCUUCUACGACUUCUACAAGGAUCCUAAUCUCCGGGAAACCAAACGUGUGAUUCCACUUCUCGAUGCACUCAUCAUCCGUGUAAAGGCCAUUCUUGACGUCUUCCCUGAGCACGUUACUCUGCAAGAUAUUCGAGGUCUGGCCGAGCAGAUCCACUCCCUGCCCUUGAUCUCGCCUUUGGCGCAGAUUCUCACAAAGCUUGAGCAGCUGUACGGGGUCGUUGAUCAAUGGCAGAAGGUGGCCAGUAGAGAGUUUUCCUUGCAAGCCCAUUGCGAUGGGAUCAGAGACCUCAUCAUUUCUUGGCGUCGCUUUGAGCUCAGCAAGUGGCCACAGCUCUUCCAUCUGCAGGACGAACACUUCCGCCGGGACGUAGGUCAAUGGUGGUUCCAAAUCUACGAGACGGCUGUUGCUAAUAUCCUGGAUCUUGAUGUUCAAGGGGAUGAUGUGAGUUCUCACAUUCUUGAACUCGUCGGCGUUCUCAGCACGUUCCUCAGUGGGGCCAAUGUUGGGCAGUACAAGGCCAGAUUGCAGUUAAUUCGCAACUUCGCGCAGUACGCUGCGACUAUCGCUAAGUUUGAUCCCAUCAUGGGUAAAAUAGGCUUGGCCUUGGAGAAUAUUGCAGAGUACUUCUCUCUUUUCAGCUCUCAGAUCGACAAAUCCUUUGAGGAGAAAAAGAAAGCACUCGAACAGAAGAUCACGGAAACGGUCAAGUUGGCUAGUUGGAAGGACGUUAAUGUCUACGCUCUUAAGGCAAGUGCGAAACGGUCGCACGUCAAGCUAUAUAACACCAUCCGCAAAUAUCGCGCCAUCCUCGAGCAACCUGCAGCUGCUAUUCUUCAGCAAGGUCUUGUCGCUGAUCCUGAGAUGACCAAAGAGUCUGGCAACGAUGUUCUGACACCACGUGACGUCCAAGUCAACGUUCAACAAGAGGCUAUUCAGCGCUCGGUGUCAUUGCUUCAGGAAUCCAACCAUAUCGAUUUUAGCAGACGCCCUGAGCGUCUCGUCAACGUGGAGCUAACUGUUCGGAACAUGUCUGGCAUCAUCUCCCGUUCUGACAGGAAUGGGCUUUCGAUUGGAUCAUCCCGUCAUUUGGAGGACUUCACGUUAUCGCUGCUGCAGGAUAUCGAAGAAUACCGGAAGCUCACUCCCAGCGUUCUGAAGGAGGAGACUGAGAACGAGGUCAAGCAUUUGAAGACCCGUAAACGAAAGGCUUUCACCGAUGCCAUGAAAGAGCUCAGACGCAUUGGACUUAAGUCUAGAAUGGCCCCCGAGGUUUUCAAGAAACAAGCCAACGUAAACGAUCUCCUUGCUAGGACACCCGGUAUUAGCGAAACCUGCGGUACCCAUGCUGGAAGAGCAGUGCUGAAAGGCGUUAAUACCUACUUCUACCGCAUCCUGGAAUUCCUUCCCCGAAUUCGAGGGUGUCUGUUCAACCACUCCGAGGAUAUCCAGAAAUCGGAGGUGCAGCGUGGUCAGUCCUUCGUCGAGUCACUUCUGACUCUCAUCUUAGAGGAAAGGUCGCUUCUGUCCGGAUGGCAGAGAGAUCUCGAGGGUUUGCAGGUCAUUUUGUCUGAAUAUCGCUCUUUAGCAGCGAACGGAGCCGUUGAGUGGUCUCUGGAAACCUUACCCGACCUGACGUGUACCGUCACGCCUGCUAUGGUGUCCGAGGUCCUUAUCAUCUUGCGCCGCGCUUGCUCCGUCUUGGCGACUUCUUUGGAAGUCAUAGCAGCUCAAAGUGAGUUGGCUUCGUUGCCGGAAUUGCAGUCAGUGUCGGAGGCUCUGCGUGCCGAACUGCAAUCCAGUUCUUCUAUUAUCAGGGACCUUGAGGAAAGCUCCGAGCAUGAAAAGCAUGUCCUGAGCACCUCGACAUCUGCUGCAGUGUUCAGGGCACGGUCAUGGUCGAAUGCAUUGUGUCAGCGUCUUGCAACAUUGGCAGUUGACCAUUCCAAUCUGGCGUAUAUGCUUGAGCCAGUCCAUGGCUGGUUGGUGAAGUCGUUCACCGUGUCGUUCCAACGUGAUGAUUCCUCACCACGGCGCUUUGACAUCGCAGCUCUUGAUUCGGGGUUGCAGAAGACUUGCGACUCCAUCCUGGUUGCUAUGCAGCGAUUGCGUAAGGGCAUAUCGGAACUUACAUCCAUUGACGGCGAAUCACUUCCUGACAACGCCGUCCAAACUAUUCAUAAGAGUAAUGUUGCUUGCGUGAAGGCCCUUCAUAUCGCCAGCCUCAUCAAACCUCUGUCUUUGAAUCUGGAGACAUUGGCUUCGAGUCUUUCAGUCAAUACCGAGGAAGAUUCUCUUCUGGUCCGCGCUCUGUUCGCGAUGGCCUGGCCCAUCAUUGAGCAGUAUGGAAGCAUCUGCGAAGAGGUGUUCCUCCAGUUCUCUGAAUACCACAGAUCUGUGCAGAAGUCUAUGUAUGUACUGUCUAGUUCGUUCUUUACCCUUGCUUCGAAGGGGUUCUGUACGCCUCAAGCUCCUGAGCAGUCGCAAGCCGGCAACUCCAAAGGCAUGUCAGAAGGUACCGGCCUGGGAGAAGGUGAAGGCGCAAACGAUAUCAGUAAUGACAUCAAGGACGAUGAAGAUCUUACUGACCUUGCACAGGAACCCGACAAGGAAGGGGACAAGGGCGACCAUGAUGCUGAGAAAGAUGCCAUUGAGAUGGAUCAAGAUUUCGAGGGCGCUUUGGAAGACCUUUCUGGCAGAGAAGAGGAAGACGAAGGCGAGGACUCCGGUGACGAAGAGAACGAGGAGCUGGACGAGAACGUCGGGGAUGUUGAUGAUCUUGAUCCAUCUGCUGUUGAUGAGAAGCAGUGGGAGGAAGAAGCAGGGGAUGAUCUCAAAGAUAGCGGGAAGGACGUCGAUCAACAGCAGGGCGGAGAGGCGCAGCAACAGGAGACAAAUACCGUUGCCAACGAAGAUAAGAAGAAAGGUGAAUCUGGCAGGAAAGAGAAGCAGGAAAGCGAAGGAGAGCCACAGGAGCAAGACGCUCAAGAUCAAGAGAUGGAAGAAGAUGGUGAAGAAGAUGUUGGAGAAGAUGACAAUCUUGAGCAUCAGGAUGGAGAAGGUUUACAGGAUCAGCACAUCCCCGAAGCCGAGAUUCUUGACCUUCCUGAAGAUCUCAACCUCAACGGCGAGGAAGAGAAGGAAGCUGAAGGUGAAGAUGAGGACGAGUUUGACAUGGAUGGACUGGACGAUAUGCCUAAGGAGGAUGUUAAGGAUGAGCCAUCUGAAAGUCGUGAGCAGGAAGACGAGGAGAUGGCUGGGCCAGAGGAGGAGAAGUUGAUGGAGGGGAAGGUUUCAGAGGAGGACAUGGACGUGGAUGAGAAGACUGAGGAAGAGCAGGAGGUUGCGGAGGAGGAAGGGCGGGAAAACGGACAGGAGGAAGAAGCUCAGAGCAAUGAGGAGGAGCAGGAAGGGCAAGAUGGACAGGACGAAGGCAUGGACGAACAAGACCAACCUGUCUCCCAGGAGGACAAGCAAAAUCCUCCUAAGAGUGAUCAGAAGAACCUUCCGGCCCAGGAAGGUCUGCAAGGUCCGGAGGAGGAUGCUGGUGACGACGGUGAGGAUGCUGGCGCCGCUCAACGCGAAGAUGGUCAGAAAGGAGCAGGUCAAUCCGGUUCGGCUCAGGACGAACAUCAAAUGCAGGAUCAAGAGGGUGAGCGCGGCGAUCAGCAGGAAAUUGCACAGGGUGCAAAUGGUGGUGCCGAUCGCGGCACUGACGCACCUCAGGAUGCAAGCAAAGCGAUGGAAGAGGCCGAGUCUUCUGGGGAGCAGGACCCUUUCCGCAGUCUUGGUGACGCCAUGAACGAAUGGAAGCGACAGGUUCGUGACAUUCUGGACAGCACUCAACGUGAAGAAGAGCAGUCAGAUGCUCCCGCCAUCGCAGAUGCUGAAGACUUUGAGUACAUUGACGACGACGAGAAGAAGCAUGACACACAAGCUCUCGGCAAUGCCACGGAGGAGCAGGCGGAAACCCUCAGGGAUGAGAUGGCUGCUGAAGAUCAGGAAGAGCAGGUUGCUCGUGCCCCGGCAGAGCGCCGUCCCGAAAUGCCCGAGCCUGCAGACGAAGAUGAGAUGAUGGCCGAUGCUCCUGAGCAAGGUGAGCCCCAAGAGGACACCGAAGCCAAGCAAAGCGGCGCUCUUAUUGGUACUCGUCCGGAUGUUCAACGGGAUCAUGACGAGCUCCGCCAAGGCACAUCUUUGGAAGACGGCCGGUAUGACGUCGACUCAGACAUUGAUGAGAUCGAGCAGGAGAUACUUGACCUUGACUUGGAUGCCAUGGGUGAUGUCGAGCCUACGCGCACUCUUGAAGAGGCUCGUGAGCUUUGGCAACGCCAUGAGCAAUCCACGCAGGAUCUUGCUAUUGGUCUUUGCGAGCAACUGCGUCUGAUUUUGGAGCCUACAUUGGCCACUAAAAUGCGAGGUGACUUCCGUACCGGCAAGCGUUUGAAUAUGAAGAGGAUUAUCCCUUACAUCGCAAGUCAGUACAAGAAGGAUAAGAUCUGGAUGCGCAGGACCAAACCAAGCAAAAGGCAGUAUCAGGUCAUGAUUGCUAUCGAUGAUUCCAAGUCUAUGGCCGAGUCUGAGUCCGUUAAUCUUGCAUUUGAGACCAUGGCUUUGGUGGCUAAGGCGCUGACUCAACUUGAGGUUGGACAAAUCUCCAUCGUCUCCUUCGGAGAGCAAACCCGACUUGUUCAUCCCUUCAGUCAACCCUUUACUUCCGAAGCCGGUACCAAGGUUUUCCAGCACUUCUCCUUCGAUCAGCAGCGCACAAACGUUCGUGCGCUCACCGAAACGUCCGUCUCCCUGUUUGAGUCCGCACGUGCUCUUCAAGAUAUCCGUGCAGGCGGCGACGAGUUGUGGCAACUCGAGAUCAUCAUCUCCGAUGGUGUUUGUGAGGACCACGAAGCCCUCAAGCGUCUUGUCCGCCGUGCUCGUGAGGAGAAGAUUAUGAUGAUCUUUGUCAUCAUUGACGCUCUACACGGUUCCCGCAAGGAUUCUAUCCUUGACAUGAACCAGGUGAAGUACGAAACUGUCAAUGGGCAGAUGAAGCUUAACAUGUCGAGGUACCUUGACACAUUCCCCUUCGACUACUUUGUUAUUGUCCGUGAUGUGAAGGAGUUGCCAGGUGUUUUGUCCAGUGCUUUAAGGCAAUGGUUCGCUGCUUUGACGCAGAGCUCGUAGGUUAUCAUAGCAUAUCAUCAGGUGUUUUCAUAUCUGUUUUUAGGCGUUCGGUACUUAUUUAGGUUGCAUUACUUAGGAUAAUAGAGAUUGC
Saitoella complicata NRRL Y-17804 is the source of this 15787-nucleotide messenger RNA. RefSeq names its product midasin. Gene Ontology annotation, molecular function: ATP hydrolysis activity; ATP binding. The coding region runs from base 181 to 15696 and encodes 5171 amino acids. The record is from RefSeq and is a predicted model, not a curated record. The transcript is spliced from 3 exons. Gene Ontology annotation, cellular component: preribosome, large subunit precursor; nucleus. Gene Ontology annotation, biological process: rRNA processing; ribosomal large subunit assembly. Lineage: Eukaryota; Fungi; Ascomycota; Saitoellomycetes; Saitoellales; Saitoellaceae.